This is a messenger RNA of Trametes versicolor FP-101664 SS1, 2280 nucleotides long. RefSeq lists its product as uncharacterized. The transcript has 8 exons. The record is from RefSeq and is a predicted model, not a curated record. NCBI's taxonomy places the organism in Eukaryota, Fungi, Basidiomycota, Agaricomycetes, Polyporales, Polyporaceae. The coding region runs from base 1 to 2280 and encodes 759 amino acids.
AUGGCGACGUUAUUUGACAUCCUCGGCGUCGUCUUCGGCAUUCUCGGAACUGUCAGCGCCAUCCCCAUCGUCUUACAGUGGCUCGAGAAGAGGCUUCCGCAGACGCUUCUCCGCCAGCUUGAAGCUGUCGUGAUUGAUAUCGAGUCUCUACUCUCCGACCUUGCGCAGCACGGCGUCGUCUUCAAGUGUCGCCGCGAGUAUCAGGAACGCAUCGACAAUAUCAAGAAGAAUACACGAAAAGCCACAUUACGGAGCUACCAGGCAAUAACAUACUUCGACCAGCUACGCGCGCUUUGCUCUGGGCUUUCGAAAGAGGUUGCCGCGUUGUACGAUGAAGCCGUCCUACUGCGCGCCUCGAUAUGCGAAGCCGCGAUCUCCACGCAGGACGCUUCCACGCCGCUCCAUCUACCUUUCACGGCGCCGCUCGGACCCGCUCUCCGCAAGCCAAUCUCGCACCAUCGCCACGCUCGCGACUCGCGCCGCGCCGAAUCGCGCGAGGGCAAACCGCGCUCCCGCGCGCAGUCGCUUCCCCCGGCGCUCCACAACACCCACCCCCGCAAUAAAACGCUCGACCAUUCAGAGGCGGAGGCUUCCGGUGUAGACGACGUGGACGUGGACGCCGAGCAAGGAGGGCUGCGCCGUCGCAGCCUAGGUCAGCGCAAAGUGCAAUUCGACAAAUACGGGCGGUACCGGAGUAGAUCGUGCAUUCCCCUCCUUUCCACGACUCCCUCGCUCAUAUCAACCGCUAGCUUCAAAAAUAUGACGCAGACUAUCCACCGCACGCCCCGCUUCUCACGAGAAAUGGCGACGCUCAUUUGCGGCCACCUUCGUAAAGACAGAGAUACUCAGACACUCGCGUCGCUGGCGCGUACGGCAAAGAUAUUCCUCGAGCCCGCCCUCGAUGCGCUUUGGAGCCGUAUCCCGGGAAUUACUCCGCUCCUACGACUCCUGCCCUCGGAUCUCUGGGAGAUCUAUCAGGUGGUCGUAUCUGACUCGGAAGAGAGGGGUCCGCUAUAUGUUCUGGGCCCGCUCCUCCCUAAUGUCACCUGGCUGGCGCACAGCGAGGUGACCUCGAGGCCGAACUUCGACGACUCCGUAUGGGCGACGGACAUCCUCGUUGGACCCAAGCUGAAGUACGCCACGCUCUCGGUACGCCCGACGCGCGUAGACCCUGCGCCUACUCUGCGCAUUUUCUCUGAGCUCUCCCGCGGGGCUCCCGAUAUACUCCGGAUCAGGAUCUCAGUGGCUACACGCAAGAUCAACGACGACAAGCCAUUGUGGCUCGGCGGGGAAAUCCGAGGACUCCGGCACCUCACAUCCUUCAAGGCUCCCGAUCUCGAGCUCCUGCCAGAAGCGGUCGAGCACCUCGCCUCGCUGCCGAGUCUGGCCAGUAUCAUAAUCAUGACAAAACCCGCGGGCCACAACACGACCAGAUUUUCAUAUACCGGCGGGCAUACCGACCGCUUCCCUUCGCUGGUCAACGUGGAGAUUCAUACCAACUGCUUCGUAUGGUGCGCGGCAUUUCUUAGGACGAUCUCCUCAACGGUCCUUCGAGAGCUCUCAAUCGAGAACCGAUCCCAUCCCUCGGAGGCUCCCGUACUUGAGGACCUGCUCGCAGCGGUAGGCCAGCUUUCCGGCGGCCCCGCCUUACGAAGCCUCAAGAUCUUCUCCGGUAACCAACUAGCCGGCCUGCCUCCAGGACCCACAAUUGUGAGCGCCGCAGCCAUGCUCCCGCUCGCCGCCCUCGCCGCCAUCACCUACGUGCAUAUCGAAGGCUGGUGCUCGGUGCUCCUCGAUGAUGCAACACUCGCCACCCUCGCCCGCGCAUGGCCCGCACUCAAGUACUUAAGGCUCUACUUCCCACCGCAGGCGGCGCUCGCGGAUUCUUUCCCUGUCUCGUGCCCUCUCGUGACAUUAAAAGGCCUCGCAGUUUUUGCGCGCGCAUGCCCAGUUUUGAGCCGCGUGUUCCUCCCCGUGGACGCGCGCGUCGUGCCCGAGUAUGAGCCGAUGCUGGGCGGACGACACCUGCAGCGGCCUGCAGAGGUCCCGGAGUGCACUCCAGCGCUGCGGUAUCUCGGCGUCGGGGGCUCGUCGCCGAUUCGAGAUGCUGUGCAAGUGGCGUCGUACCUCGCGCUCUUCUUUCCGGGGCUCAAAGAAGUGUAUCAAGAUGAUGGUCCGGGAUCAUUAUGGUGCCAAGCUAACAGGAUGCGUUGGAAGUUCGUGCGGGUGAGGGAGCAGGAGCGGAAGGCGCGGCAACGGCAAGCCGGUGCCUCCACAUGA